Molecule: messenger RNA, 1062 nt
Organism: Brettanomyces nanus
Lineage: Eukaryota; Fungi; Ascomycota; Pichiomycetes; Pichiales; Pichiaceae
Exons: 1
Coding region: 1-1062 (353 amino acids)
Biological process (GO): regulation of protein phosphorylation
Cellular component (GO): cAMP-dependent protein kinase complex; nucleus
Molecular function (GO): cAMP-dependent protein kinase regulator activity
Source: RefSeq, a predicted model, not a curated record
AUGGCCGGUACAGACGCAAAUUCUGCCUCUAAAGAGUCAGUGUCAGUGGACCCUUUUUCCAAAGAUUCGCAAUCGUUACAGCAGUUGCAACAGGAGCUGAAACCAGAAAAGCUUCCACAAUCACAGCCACAGAAGGGAACUGGUUUCGGUUUCUUCAAGGGGUCCGGAUUCGGUGCUGCCGUUUCCAAUCAGGUUCCCCCUAGAAAUUUCAAUACCAACAGAAGAACCAGCGUGUCAGCAGAGGCAAUGAAUCCGGACAGUUUUAAAGAUAAUUGGAAGCCACCUAUGCACCAGUUGACUCAUGAACAAUUGCAGCGGUUGAACGAUUCUGCCGUGAAGAACUUUUUGUUUGGCCAGUUAGAUAAGGAAUCCCUACAAAUUGUUAUAUUUGCCUUAGAGGAGAAACGCAUCCCCAAGAACACGGAGAUAAUCAAGCAAGGUGAUCAAGGAGACUACUUCUAUCUUGUCGAAAGGGGUGCAGUGAGUUACUACGUGGACGGUAAAAAAGUAAAUACAUCAGCAGAUGGAUCAUCGUUUGGAGAGUUAGCCUUGAUGUACAACUCGCCUCGUGCUGCCACGGUGAUAGCUGAUACAGAGUGCAUACUUUGGGCAUUGGAUAGAAUGACAUUCAGAAGAAUCCUUUUGGACCGUACUUCGAAAAAGAGAAGCAUGUAUGACAGGUUUUUACGUGACGUUCCUCUUUUAAAGUCGCUCUCUUCAUACGAGAGAUCCAAAUUGGCCGAUGCCUUGAAUACAGAGAGCUAUGAGACGGACCAGAACGUGGUUACUCAAGGAGAAGAUGGCGAGAACUUCUACUUCAUCGAGGACGGUACCGCUGAUGUUAUAAAAGAUGGCUCAAUUGUUCAGAAGUUGACCAAGGGCCACUAUUUUGGAGAGUUAGCGUUGCUCUACGAUUUGCCUAGACAAGCUACCGUCAAGGCUACAUCUCCACUCAAAGUAGUGACUUUAGGAAAGAGUGGAUUUCAAAGAUUGUUGGGUCCUGCUGUGGAAGUGUUGAAACUUCAAGACCCAACGAAGGGAGAUCAGGAGAAGGCCAAUUGA